Molecule: messenger RNA, 1873 nt
Organism: Salmo salar (Atlantic salmon)
Lineage: Eukaryota; Metazoa; Chordata; Actinopteri; Salmoniformes; Salmonidae
Gene: kat3
Product: Kynurenine--oxoglutarate transaminase 3
Biological process (GO): biosynthetic process
Cellular component (GO): mitochondrion; cytoplasm
Molecular function (GO): pyridoxal phosphate binding; L-kynurenine:2-oxoglutarate transaminase activity
Source: RefSeq, a predicted model, not a curated record
GGUAGGUCUGUAUUGGUCUGAAACACAAUUUGCUGCAUGUACCUUUAAUGUGGAGAGAAGUAGACACGCUCAUUUUUCCCUUGGAAUCCACCUUUUCCUCGAAUUAAAUAUCGUAGGUCUAUUCUUCAAUUAUAUGAACAUUACACGUCGAACCCUCAGCUCUGCAUGCCGCUUGAUUAAGAUCAACUGUAUCAGAAACUUCUCCUACUCACAGUGUGUUAUGACAUCAUCAAGGCAUACAAACUCCAAAAGGAUUGAGGGACUGGACAAGAAUGUUUGGGUGGCCUUCACCUCGGUGGCAGCAGACCCCACCAUAGUGAACCUGGGCCAGGGCUACCCCGACAUUCCUCCCCCAGCCUACGUCAAGGAGGGCCUGGCUAACGCUGCUGCAGUGGACAAGCUCAACCAGUACACAAGAGGCUUUGGCCACCCGUCUCUGGUGAAGGCUCUUUCUCAGGUGUAUGGGAAAGUGUAUGGACACCAGAUUGAUCCUUUCAAGGAGAUACUGGUCACAGUAGGUGGCUAUGGAUCCUUGUUCAGUACCAUGCAGGCACUGGUGGAAGUGGGAGAUGAGGUUAUAAUUAUCGAACCCUUCUUUGAUUGCUAUGUACCCAUGGUUCGAAUGGCAGGGGCAACACCUGUCUUGAUACCAUUACGACUUAGAUCCAAUAAAGAGACUAGUAGUGUUUCCAGUGCUGACUGGGUCCUGGAUCCAGAGGAACUAGCCAGUAAAUUCACCUCUAAGACCAAGGCCAUCAUUAUUAACACUCCCAACAACCCCAUUGGGAAGAUAUUCACCAAGGAUGAGCUUCAGUCUAUCUCCAACCUCUGCAUCAAACACGACACUCUGUGCAUCAGUGAUGAGGUUUAUGAAUGGCUCAUCUACAAGGGACACCAACACAUCAAAAUAGCCACUCUUCCUGGCAUGUGGGACAGAACAAUUACCAUCAGCAGUGCAGGGAAGACCUUUAGUGUGACGGGCUGGAAGCUUGGCUGGUCUAUAGGGCCAGAACACUUGAUAAAGCACCUUCAGACUGUUAUGCAGAACACCUUGUACACCUGUCCAACACCGCUGCAGGAGGCUGUGGCCCAGGGCCUGCUGAGGGACUAUGAGCUGAUGGGUCGGCCUGAGUGUUACUUCUCCUCUCUGGCCGUGGAGCUGGAGGGGAAGAGGGACCGCAUGGCUGCUAUCCUACAGGACGUUGGCAUGUCACCUAUCAUACCUGAGGGAGGGUACUUCAUGUGCGUGGACGUCACACCCCUUAAUCAGGACUUGUCUCAUAUGGGAGAUGAUGAGCCUUACGACUACAAGUUUGUCAAGUGGAUGAUUAAGGAGAAGAAACUGGCAGCCAUUCCGGUCACAGCGUUCUGUGGUGAUGCUUCCAAGAAGCAGUUUGAGAAAUACAUCCGUCUAUGCUUCAUCAAGCAAGACAGCACUCUGGAUGCAGCGGAAGCUAUCCUCAAGAACUGGAACAAGUAAAAUAAGUCCUCUUGGAUGUAAGGGUUUGUCUCAAGACCCUCUCUUUUUACUGUGACACCCCGAUAACACCUUACUUUGUAGGACAGGUAUGCCCUGUUUAUAUUUGUAGACAUCUUCGUGUUUUUAUGUUAUUUUAUUCAUGUAUUUUAUUGCCUUUUUAUUUUAGUUUUAUCUAAUUUGAUUGGAUUUUAUAUGACACACAUAGAAUGGAUUAACUUCCAGGUUUGAAUUUCCUCUUUGUGACAUAAGCGCUUGCUGAGUAGCACUCGUCAUCCUGUCAACAUUGUUUUCCUGUACCCUUCAUAUGAUGGAUAGAACAGUUUUAACCCUGUGCAGCCCUCCUGGUUUGGUGUUGUAUUUAAUUUGUGAAUAAAAAAUAUUACUUUUAAAAUA